This is a messenger RNA of Syngnathus typhle (broad-nosed pipefish), 1959 nucleotides long. RefSeq names its product cell division cycle 20 homolog (gene cdc20). Gene Ontology annotation, biological process: anaphase-promoting complex-dependent catabolic process; positive regulation of anaphase-promoting complex-dependent catabolic process; positive regulation of ubiquitin protein ligase activity. NCBI's taxonomy places the organism in Eukaryota, Metazoa, Chordata, Actinopteri, Syngnathiformes, Syngnathidae. Gene Ontology annotation, cellular component: anaphase-promoting complex. The transcript has 10 exons. The coding region runs from base 283 to 1782 and encodes 499 amino acids. Gene Ontology annotation, molecular function: protein binding; ubiquitin ligase activator activity; anaphase-promoting complex binding. The record is from RefSeq and is a predicted model, not a curated record.
CUUAGACCAAUGAUGCGGCUUUCUGAGGGAUUUAAAUGUUGUGGCGUCCUUUCAAAAAUUUCUAUUGAUACAACGACGCUUAGUCAUCGGUUACUGUGCUUUCGAGUGUCCUUCACUUUACGUGGUGCAGAGUGUGAGUAAAACUUGUUUUGUGGGGUGAGGCUAACGAGUUAGUUAUCCCCCCACUGUAUUCUAAGUCUUAGUUGACAUUAGCUAUUAAUCGAUCCCCUUUAAGGGCUGCGUUACCGUGCAAUAUUUAUCAGCCCAGGGAAAGCAUUUCAGAUGGCGCAUUUCGGGCUAGAAAACGACAUCGGCAACACGCUGAAAGUGGAUGUCCCCGUCACCAAUGGCCCGAUUGCCCGCUGGCAGAGGAAAGCCAGCUUGUCCAACGCAUUGUCGAGCGGUUUGUCCCCAGUGAAGUAUGCCAACACCUCCGUGAACACCACAAAGACGCCUGGUCGGACGCCAGGCAGACGUAAAGCCACUCCAUCAAAGAUGAUGGGAGAGGACCGCUUCAUUCCCGUCCGUAAUGAAAAACAAAUGGAAGUGGCAAGUUUCCUGCUCUCGAAGGAGUUUCGACCCAAGGAAGAUGGCGUUUCAACAGCUUCAGUGGAACAACAAAAGAUGUGGUCCAUGGUGCUGAAUGGAUGCAAUAUGGAAGAGGCCCGCAUCCUGCAAUUCAGCGGAAAGCCAACAGUCAACCCGGACGGCCAGCACAACUCCUUGAAGUCCGUCUACAGUCACACGGUAACGCCCAUGUCCAACAAAAAGACGCGGUACAUAUCUUCAACCGCCGAGAAAAUCUUAGACGCGCCCGACGUUCGGGAUGAUUUUUAUCUGAAUCUCCUGGACUGGAACAGCAGCAACAUUAUGGCGGUGGCUCUCAGUGACAGUGUCUACCUGUGGGAUGCCACUCAGGGGAAUAUCACUCACCUCUUGACCUUGGACAAUGAGGCCGACUACAUCACCUCCCUGUCGUGGGCCAAGGAGGGCAGCUACCUGGCAGUUGGCACCAGCGACUGUGCAGUCCAAGUGUGGGACGUGUCUCAAGAGAAAUGUCUUCGAAGCAUGAACAGCCACUCUGCACGAGUGUGCAGCCUGAGUUGGAACAGCCACAUCUUGUCCAGCGGCAGCCACUCCGGUCAGAUUCACCACCACGACGUGAGGGUGGCGGAGCACCACAUCUUCACACUGCGGGGCCACUCCCAGGAGGUGUGCGGCCUGCAGUGGUCGCCAGACGGCCGCUACCUUGCCAGCGGCGGCAACGACAACCUGGUGUGCAUCUGGCCCCACGUGGCCCAGGGCCGCACCAACGUAACCCAGCCGCUGCGCACGCUCAGUCUCCACAAGGGGGCGGUCAAGGCUUUAGCUUGGUGUCCAUGGCAAUCCAGCAUCCUGGCCUCAGGUGGCGGCACCUCAGACUGUCACAUCCGUGUGUGGAACGUUAACAGCGGCUCUUGCCUCAGCUCACUCGACACUCAAUCCCAGGUGUCUGCACUUGUGUUUGCUCCCAACUACAAGGAGCUAGUCUCUGCACACGGUUUCACCCGCCAUAAUUUGGUCAUCUGGAAGUACCCGUCCAUGGCGAAAGUCACAGAGCUCAACGGGCACAGCGAGCGAGUCCUCAACAUGGCCAUUAGUCCAGAUGGCUCCAUGGUGGCCAGCUUGGGGGCGGACGAGACCAUUCGCCUGUGGAAGAGCUUUGAGGUGGACCCCAAGCAAAAAGCCAAAGACAAGACACCUCUUUCACUGCAUUCCGCCUUCACUCGAGCCAUCAGAUAAUUUGAUUAGACUUCUGCAAGGCACUCCUGUUAUAAUCUAUUUCUAGUUUGUGCAUUGUAAGUCCAUUGCCUACAUUGUACACAGCAUAUGUUUCAAUCGUUUUCUCAAUCUUUGAGACUGUUUUGCAUAAUUGUUAUACACUGCAAUGUUUUAAUAAAUGAGUUUUGCUUCCAUAAA